Messenger RNA from Drosophila subpulchrella, 8138 nucleotides. It is a transcript of the gene dtn, whose product is annotated as transmembrane protein 132E. The coding region runs from base 544 to 4500 and encodes 1318 amino acids. Lineage: Eukaryota; Metazoa; Arthropoda; Insecta; Diptera; Drosophilidae. The record is from RefSeq and is a predicted model, not a curated record. The transcript has 13 exons.
ACCCUUGGGUGUUUGGAAAUGUUCGCUAUUUGUGUUAAAUUCUGAGAGACUUGAAUGAAAAGAGGCAUGCUUUAGGGCGUCAAUAGAGGGAUUUCCGAUUUCCCAGCCCAGCAGUUCCUUGCCAGCGCGUGAAAAGCGGAAAGAGUGAAAGUCGUAUUCAUUGGCCAGUCCAAUUAAUUUCAAACUGCGCGAUUUGCAGGAGAAGAUGUGUCUAUACCUGCAUGUGCAUGUGUAUCUGUGUGCGAGGAGGCCCACGGUUGUGUGUGUGAGCAGCGUGUGAGUGUGUGGGUGUGUGAUGGUGUGUGGGCACACUGGAAAGAAUCAAUAAAGGAUGUGCUGCGGAUUGCUAAGCGAGAAAAAAGGACGAAAAGUACGAAUUAACGGUUAACUUUUGACACGAUUAACGCCAAAAAACGGUUUAAUAAGCCCAACGAGAGAGCGCAAGAGAACUUUGAAAAUAACGAGAGUGCACAGUUAAUUAGCAAAUUAGCGAGUGGGUGGCCACAGGAUUCCAGGAUUUCGCUAUAUUUUGGAUUCCUGCACAUGAACAAGAUGAUGAGAUACUGCCUGAUAAUUGCAUUGCAGCUGUCGUUGGCAUACUCCGUGGAGGUGCACUUCGAGGCGCCGGACAGCGGCUUCUUCCUGAAGCACGCCCGCCAACCACCUGUGACGCCGGAAAUCGCCAAUGUGCAGACAUCCUCAGCGGUGCCUCCGCUGCGGCAACGAUCCUCUUACGAUUCCGUGCUGUCCCUGGACAGAUUCACCGUCGUGGAGACCACACAGCCGGUGUCCAUUCGCGCCAGCUACGGACCCUUCUCCACCAAACAGACGGUGCCAGCCCGCUACAUUGUGCCGGACACAAUGGACAGCCAGUCGGGCGAUUACAUGAGCAAUGCCACUUUACUGGAGCUCCAGCAGCCCAACAUGCAUCUGGAUAUCUCAGCCCAUUUGGUUCGGUCUAGCGUUUCGCAGGAUGCUCCCGUUCUUCGGGUACUCUUCCACGCCGGAGCCGAUCCUGGUGGUCAUUUGCAGCGGCAGAAGGUGUGUGUGCUCCUGCACGUGGCCAUGGGCUCCGAGCUGCCCCUCAAGGGACGCUGCAUGCCGGAGGGCGAGGACGGUGUCUGCGUGGCCGAGGUGGUGGUUCCCCUCGGCUGGUGGCCACAGCUCCCGGCGCCCACUCAAGAUGGCAGUGGCCAGGCGCCACCCAAGGUGCCGCAACGCUACGCCCAGGUCUCCUACAGUGUCUUUGAACCUCCAUUGAGAAACCCCGAGCAAUGCGAGCCAAAGGUGCAGAUCCAACCGCUGACCACCUUCGCCCAGGUGCCCCUGCUGGCCGCCAGGACUCCCUAUCGCAUGCUGCGCGCCGAUGAUGCCGUCACCUUUCUGCUGCCCCAGCACCCAUUGUAUCCACUGUCCCGUCUCCAUGUGCCCGUCUUUCUGCAUCAAUAUCCCGAUCAGCGGGUGGCCGCCUUUACGGUGAGAGCCCGGGUCAAGGCGGGCUUGAGGAUUCUGGGCGCCACUGCCUCCACGGAUCAGUGGAGCGUCUCUGUGGAAAAGGAGAAUCCCAAGCACACCACCGCCCGUGUCACCGCUUUCCGCAAAGAGGCCGAAUCCAGUCUGGAAAUUGGAGCCAACCUAACCAGCGAGGUAUUUGAGGUGUUCUCAUGGCUGCUCGAGGUGGCCGAGGACACCAAUGAUAUUGUGGAUGGCGGCAAGAUUGUGUGGUCCGUGACCCAUGUCUAUGACACGCCCAAGGACAAGGACUCCGGGGAGCUGGUAAUACCCGAUGACAACAAGAAGCGACUGAUUGCCAAGCUGGAGAUCAACAAGGAUGACAUUCAGGCGGUGCUGCCGAUGGCCAAGAUCUGGGAGGUCAUGAACACGGCGGUGCUAACAGGCAGACAAGUGGCCCAGGCCAUGAAGGUGUUUAUCGUUUCGCAGGCGGGCAAAGUGGCCGAUGUGACGCUCCAGAGCUCCUGUCACGCGGAAGACGAAAGCGUGAUUAAGGUCUCAUCCUCCUGCAGCUCUGUCUAUGUGGAUGGUUCCGAGCAGCGUGGCUCUUCGAAUGCCUCGGUUAUUGUCAAGUAUGGUACCUAUGUGGGCGUGGCCAAGUUCAUCGUCUGGAUGCCCGAAUUCCCUCUGGAGGUUUACAUAUCCGAUUUCCGUCUCUCCCAAAUCAAAGGAUGGAAAGUAACCGAUGAUAAUCAUUAUCUACAUAACAAGCAGUCGCGCCGAAGAAAGAAGAGAUCCUACGUUUGGGGGCAGCAUGGCACCAAUUACUACAAUAAUCUUGGAGCAGACAAGACUGUUUGUCGAGCUCGUUAUCAGCAAAGUCCCGUGGAAGUGUACGCCAAGUUCCUGGCAGUGGAUCAGAACUCUGGACGCACCAGCUACUUUAUCUCCCGGCGUACAGGCUUAAGGGUCACGGAUCUGGUGCAGCCGCUGCUUCGUGUGGCCGAUCCCAAAAUUGCUUCCCUGAAGGGACGUAUUUUGCAGGGCAAGUCCAUGGGACGCACCGAUGUGCAGGUUUUGUCACCCAUUACGGGUCGUGUAAUUGGCACCAAGGAGAUCCGUGUGGGCAGCGACAAGGUCAACCUUUCCAAACUUAUUGUGCGCGUCAUCUCGGGCCUGCAGCUCACCAUCAGUCCGGACAACACGAUUGAGAACGGAUAUCUGGCGGAGACCUCUGUCACCCAUAAACUGACUGCUCAGUAUCAGGAGGGACUGCUUGAUAUCGAUCUGGAGUUCACCGAUGGCUCCAAGACUCCGUUGCGGGACAUUGCCGUGGAGGACUACUUUCUGCUGGUGGAGAGUCUGGACACCGAGGUGGUGGCCUUUGCCCCCAUGCUGGCAUCCCAUCAUCCGCGGGUCAUAGCCGUGGGCGAGGGCAAUGGUAACCUGCUGCGCGUGACCCUAUUGCUUUCCGAGGAGUGUCGCCAGCGACGUGGCACCUUGACCAGCUCGAAACAGAACAAAUCGAAUGCUGCGCCGCUGGCCAGUGCCUUGGCGUCGAUCGAAGUGGAUUUCAACAAUGUGGAUAUCGUGAGCAAGCAGGAGGCGAUUCAGAAUGAUGGCACUGUGGGCAGGGAAAGGAAGAACUACAGACAAACGGGCGAUCUGGCUGAUAUUAUAGUAGGCAUCCCUUUGCGGGACUCUAGUCAGCUCUAUGAACCUACUGUUCAGGCGCGCCAACAUCGUGGCAGCAUCCAAGCGGUCCAUAAGGGUCAUCAUGGCAAAGGCCUUGCUGGCACUGGUACCAUGACGACCAUGGAACUGGGCAUGUACGUCCUGCUCACGGCCUUCUGCUUCGCUAUUAUUGUCUUUGUGAUCUCUUGCGUGGUCUACGCAUCCAAAUUCCGGCCAGCCAUGAUUGAAUCUGGCUUGGAUCCCCUGUCGGCGGGCAAGGGCAGUGGGUCGGGAGGAUCGGGUGGCUUCCGGGAUGUGCGCUUGAAGGAGUCGACUACGAACGCCCACGAUUGGGUCUGGUUGGGACGGUCCACCAUCGACCGCCAGUCAAUUGUGGCUGAAACCAACACACAUCUAAAUCCACGCGAUUCCCGCAUGCGCAUCACCAGCAAUCCCAUUGUGAGCUACGACAAUGGACGACGCGUGAGUUCCUUUGACCAACAGCCCAAGCUACAGACGCAUAUUGUGCCGGCCUCCAAUCUGAACAAGCAGCAUGCCGACCACUACCUGGCAAAUGAGCGCAGGGAUAACGCCUUGGACUACAAGCCGCCAGUGCCGCCGCAUAGGAAUGUGGGCUCCCGAGCCUGUUUGCCGGUUCAGCCUGUUCCCGGGUCCGGAUCCGUAAAGGAUGCCCCCAACAAGCGACACAGCCAGCUGUACAAACGUGAGCAUCUUCAGAGUAGCGACAACAAUGCCAACCCACAGCCGACACAGCAGCCGAAUCAGCAACCGCCUCAUCCACUGGCCCAUGGACAUCCACAUCCCCACCCGCUCCAGCAUCAGCGGAGCCAUAGCCACAGCCACAAUUUCAGUCAGGAGCCACUCAUCAAGGCGGCGCAAAACAAGGUUAAGCAGCAGCAGCAACAGCAGCAGCAGCUGCAACACGAGGAGCUGCACAACGCUGAAAAGCUGGUGGAGUAUACGAAUCCGCACCAGAAGAACGCGUUUCAGUUCGAUUCGCUAACACCAAAGAGAGUUACCAAAGCAGCCGCGUCCUCGCCGGCAACGCCGUCCACAGCAGCAGUCCAGGGCAAAGCUAAGGCAGAAAACCACAGCAUGGCCAGCAGCACUGGGGAUGCGGCCAAUUCGAAUGGAACGGACGAGAUCAUGCGGCUGCCUCCCAGCGCCGUCAGCCAGGAGCCCACCACGAAAUCGUCGCGUGUCAAACGCGCCACCGUGGUGGGCAAUCCGAUGUUCUCGGCCACCGUCGACGAGUCCGUCGCCCCCGGAGAGCGUCUUGGACUGGACGACCUCGACAUGGACUACGAGCAGAUCAUGCACUACUUUGACAACCUAAAGGAGUCAAAUGCCUGAGUACAGGAGAUCAUUGCUAAAAUUCGCGAGAUAUUGUCCACGUUCCAUCACCGCUAUCAGACGGUUGCCACGCCCCUAAACUCGCCCACUCGCAAGCAGAUGCAGCUGCUCGACGAGCUGGUCGCCGGAGUGGCAACGGCCACAGCAAUCACCGCAACCAAGCCAACAUCCUUGCCGCUGGCUGAUGGAGAAGCUGAAGCAUUCGAUGCCUACGAUGGAGCGUUGGACAUCGAGAGCAGGCAGUUCUAGACGUCAACAUGGCACAGGUCUACACGCAAUUCUAGCAAUAUCCCCAGUACUCUAAUAGGAAACCUUGAGGUCGCUCCACCCACUAAAACAAAAACAAUCCAUGCUGAGGUCGAAAAAGGCAGGCAAAUAGGCAAGAAAACCUAAAUACGUCGAUGGAAAAACAUAUUUAUUGCUAGGCUAAGUUCAUAUUAAAGCAUACACCUAUAGGCAUAUGUAAACGUGGAGAUAAUCCAAGUGUAUCUCGAGGAGCGCGUGCCUGACACAAUCGGAAUCGACGGGCAACCACAUAUAGUAUCGACUAUCUAUAUCUCUGUAAUUGUAACUGUAUCUGUAUCAGUAUCUGCAUAAGUACUAUGGUGUAGUUAAGGAUCAGCCAUUUAAAGCAUAGCUUAAUCCAGACAUUUUUUCCCAUUCUCUUCGCUUCACACACACGCAUCUCUAGAUAAAGUCGCAUGUCCCGUCUGAUCCGUCUGAUUCCAUUCAACUUCUCUAUAUUCACACGAUCUCGGCCCGAUCUUGCAUAUCCUAUAGAUUCUCUCUGCUGUGUAUGUAUGUGUGAGUGCAUUUUGUGUGUGCGUGUGUGUGCGCCAGGGAAAGUGAGAUAGAGAGAAAGCGAAAGUGAGGGAGAUAGCACAGAGAGAAAUAGAGAAAAGAGGAGAGUUUCCAAAAUGUGCCGGGCACCGCUCCCAAAAGUCGCUAGAACUUAAAAACUGAAUAAUAUACAUGCUCUAUACAAAUAUAUAUAUAUAUAUAUAUAUAUAUAUAUAUUUAUGAAUAUAUACCGCGCGCUAAAUUUAAAGAAAAUCGAACAGAUAACCCAAAAUGCAGCAUUAUCUAUUACGAAAACUCGAACAGAAAACAUCGCUUUAUAAGUUGGUUAUUGAAGCCUAAUACCUAAUACCAAUCAUAAAACUAAACUAGAAGAGGAACACACAAACACAACUCAAAUAAUAUAUAGACGCUUCUGAGCUUUAUUUGAUCGAUUGCAUUGAAAAGAAGGCUAAAAGCAGAACAGAACCCCAAAACCAAACCGAACCGAACAGAAUCAUAAAUAGGGGAAAUGUGUAACCAAAUAUUAUAUGAUAUUACCGAGCGAUCCAAGCUUUAUAUAACAAAUUUACCAUAUUUAUAGCAUACGAGCGUAUUUAUUAUCAUUAUUAUUAUUACGAUUAUUAUUAUCUUGUCUUAUGAUUAUCAUUAUUGUAUUUAUUACCAACGAGAAAAAGGAACAAGUGCAAAAUUACUUCAAAUCCAAAUUGAAAAGCCAUAUUUUGAAUAGCGAAAUUAGACACACACACACACCGUAACACGCAAGGCUAAAUCAAAUGCCGCCAGGAUACGCCAAGUCCUCCUCCUCCUAAAGUGGCUAGCAUACCCCUAACUAUAUAGAGAUAUAUUACGAUAUAUAUAAAAGUAUAUAUUCACUCACUUGUGUGUCACACGCGCGCUCUCUUUCUAAGCCGAUCAACACGUAUCUAUAUGUAAUUGCAUCUGUUCGUUUUCCUUAUCUAUAUGUACGGACACUAAACGGAUGUAUAUCAUAGCACCCAAGAGCUACUUCAUUCCAUUAGCAAAUCAUACUUAUAGCCACUAAUCGCGUAUCUUGUCUUCUUUCGUUUUUGUGUAAGUCUGUUUAUUUUCGUUUGUAAGAUCUGUAACCACAUCUGUAUCUGUAUCUGUAUGUAUAAGUGUCUCACCCGAUUAGUUUAUAUUUUAGAGGCCAUCUAAGUAUUAUGUUCGUAUCUCUCAUUGUUUCAUAAUCAUAUGUUGUAAAUUGUUCCGUCCAAAAAAAAAAAUAAAUGAGAAACAAAAACAAAACAAAGCUGAAUGAAAGAUAAAAAAGCAAACAAAACAAAGCAAAGCAAACAAUUGUAAACGAAAAUAAGCAAUCUAUAUCUGAUUUUUGUAAGGCCAAGAAAGGCCCAGAAUGAAACGCACGAAAGCAUUGUUUGUAAACUAAAUUUGUAGUCCUUGAAAAGACUUUUGGACAUUUAUUGCACUGUACUGUACAUAACGUGUUAAGAGUGCAGUGCGUUUCGCAGCUAUAAAAGCAGUUGUGGCUGAAAUUAUGAUCGAACAGUCUCGAAGCAUGAUUCUUAUGUCAAGAAAUAACCUACAUUUUGAAACAACAGCCUGGCUUUAUGGCUCGCUAACGCACUGUGCAUAUUAUUAAACUUAAACUUGAGUUGCUCUCUAUCGAUCUAAGGACUGCAAAACCACACGCAUACACAAAGGACACAUCACAAUCCUAUUGAUUUCGACCUGUAAUAUCAUUAGCAUAUAUGUAUAACUAGAAUCAAUUGUUUGCCCCCUUCCCCUGCCCCGGCUUUCUUUGUGACCCAGUAACCGUAUGUAGCACUUUGACAUAUCCCCGAUCCUAGUCCGCACAACAAAACAUAUACACACCCACUCUCAGUCGAGCUGCACUGCCAUUGGUGAAAGUGAGAUUUAGGCCUAUUGAAGCUUCCAGCAUUUACCAGUGCCAUAUGUAUAACUUUAUAUAACUUUACCCACACGCCCUGAAGUACGGUGAUCAAUCCAGCGAUUGAUUUCGGCUAGCAUCGAGCUUAGCACAGGCUUUCUUCCAAGCUUGCUUGUUAGACAGACAGUAAAUGAAAAAACAAAACAGCCUCCCUCCAUUAAAAACUUAGUCUUAGCUGAUCCAUAACUCAAUGGAGACCAGACCCAAUAGAACAACCUAGGAAAAUUUGAGUGGCGCGAGGCGAAGAGCGAAGAACACAAUUUUUAAUCUAGACAAAUGCUUGGCUUCAAUUCGCGGAUCGGUUUGAUCCUUCUUGUAUGUGUUUAAUGAUUCCAAUGCAAAGACUUUUAUAUACCUUUUUUGACUAAAUAUAUACGCGUAUACACCUAUAUAUUAUAUUAUAUAUUAUUGUUUAGCAUGUUUCGACUGUAGUUUAAGGCGAAAUUUAGAUGCUCUCUAGUCAGUUCAAAGCGUUUUUUAUUCGUUUUGUCACCCCCACCAUACAAACAAACACACAUACACACACACUCAUAGUUUUAUAUAGUCAAGGCAAGCUUUUACCGCCCCCUGCCACGCCCCACCCCCCUAAACCUAAGCUGUAUGUAAUUGUAUGUAAUAUCGAACCACAAAAAACCGAAAAAAUGCACUUAAAAUAUGAAAAUGAUUAAAAAUGAAACGAGAAACUUCUGAUUUUUUUGUCAAACCCAUUGAUACUUGGAAAAUCGUCGAUUUAUAUAUAUAGUUAAUAACACUACCUAUAUCGUGGCAAACAAGGCGCCGGCUAAGUGUAAUGCAAACAAAAAAAAUAUUCAUAUAUAAUAUAAUCGAAAAAUUAUACAAAAGCAAAGAAAAAUGAAAAUCACAAAAGUUGUUUAUGCUGCUUUUUGCAAAAAUGGAAAAAAAAAAA